Messenger RNA from Vitis riparia (riverbank grape), 820 nucleotides. RefSeq lists its product as uncharacterized. NCBI's taxonomy places the organism in Eukaryota, Viridiplantae, Streptophyta, Magnoliopsida, Vitales, Vitaceae. The record is from RefSeq and is a predicted model, not a curated record. Gene Ontology annotation, biological process: transmembrane transport; zinc ion transport. Gene Ontology annotation, molecular function: monoatomic cation transmembrane transporter activity. Bases 66 to 677 code for a protein of 203 amino acids. The transcript is spliced from 4 exons. Gene Ontology annotation, cellular component: membrane.
CAAAAAGCUCAAAACCCUGAAAUCUCUGAAACAAGGGCUUCCAUGGAGGUGGAGUAGCAAGGAGCAUGCAGAGAAGCAUCAACAAGAAGAUAGGCUCUUGCCUUCUUCGAUUCACGCCUAACCCAUCUCCAGCUCUCCUCACGCGCCACCACUACUCCCAUUUCCCCCUCUCUCGCCUCCUCACUCUCUCCCAAUUCCUACAUUCCUCUCCAUCCUUCAACCACAGCCUUCAACAACCCAGCUCUUACUGUAAAUUCCCAGAAAAUGGAGCCCUUUUUUUCGCUCCAAGGCCCAUAUUGCGGAAUUUUCUGUGCAGUUGUGGGACCUCUUUAGAUUCUAAUCGCCACUAUAUCAAUCGUAAUUUUUUUACUAGAGCCAAGGAAGUUAAGAACAUUGAAAUCAAUGAUCAGCACAGCCAACGAGCAGUCAGAACUGCAUUAUGGUGUAACUUCCUCGCCUUUUCUCUCAAGUUUGGGGUCUGGUUAACAACCUCUAGCCAUGUUAUGUUGGCUGAAGUUGUGCACUCAGCCGCAGAUUUUGCAAAUCAGGCUCUUCUUAUUUUAAGUGUAUCUUAUGAAACAUAUACGAUGCAUCAUCCAUUUUGGAGAGAGAGCGUGCAGGGUGAAAAGAGAAGAGAAAAGAGGGAGAGAAGAAGAAAACAAGGCUUGUUUUUCUAGCCAUUUUCAAGGCUCAAGGGCGGUUGAUCCAUUUGUGAAGUUCAAUGGUUUAUACUUUAGACUUUGUAGCACAACUAUGAUCACAACAUUGUACAAAAGCAACUAAAAAUACGUUAAGUGUAUUCUAAAAGCAUACCCCGAGA